Messenger RNA from Gaeumannomyces tritici R3-111a-1, 3217 nucleotides. Its product is annotated as homoaconitase. Gene Ontology annotation, biological process: L-lysine biosynthetic process. The record is from RefSeq and is a predicted model, not a curated record. The transcript has 4 exons. NCBI's taxonomy places the organism in Eukaryota, Fungi, Ascomycota, Sordariomycetes, Magnaporthales, Magnaporthaceae. Gene Ontology annotation, molecular function: homoaconitate hydratase activity; 4 iron, 4 sulfur cluster binding. The coding region runs from base 230 to 2560 and encodes 776 amino acids.
CGCCCCCCACACAAAUUUUGCCUGCCGACGUUUUUUGUGUCGCGAUGCUACCUACCCACCUCGACUGGCGAAUCGCUUCUCUCAUGCCCAGACAGUUGAGCUCGACAAUCUGAGCGCGACAAGGCUAGGCUUGCGGUGCUGGCGCGCGCUUUCUCCUGUCGUAUGGUGAUGCCAAUUGGGCCCGCAGCACACCCGUGGCCGUCCAAAAUUUACCAUAAACGACUUGGCCAUGUUGCCCGCAAGACGGGUUUUGGCCCUCGUCGCGGCGAGGAGCUGUCGCCAGCUGGCGCUUCCUCGGCCCGCCACGCCCUUCCUCUCACAGACCCGCCUGCUGAGCGCGACGCCACGGCGCCGCCAAAAUGCCUUCCACUCGCAGCUCCAGGACUCGACCUCGCCCGCCGUCCCGAUCCCCCAGGCCGCACCACAGACCCCGCAGACCUUGACGGAGAAGAUCGUGCAGCGAUACUCCGUCGGGCUCGCGCCCGGCAAGAAGGUCAGGUCGGGCGACUACGUCACGCUUUCGCCGCACCACUGCAUGACCCACGACAACUCGUGGCCCGUCGCCCUCAAGUUCAUGUCCAUCGGCGCCUCCGAGAUCCACAACAACAGGCAGGUCGUCAUGACGCUUGACCACGACGUCCAGAACAAGAGCGAGUCCAACCUGAAGAAGUACCGGCAGAUCGAGGAGUUCGCCAAGAAGCACGGCGUCGACUUCUACCCCGCAGGCCGCGGUAUCGGCCACCAGAUCAUGGUAGAGGAGGGCUAUGCGUGGCCCGGCACUGUGACCGUUGCAUCUGACAGCCACAGCAACAUGUAUGGCGGCGUGGGCUGUCUUGGCACCCCCAUGGUGCGCACCGAUGCCGCCUCCAUUUGGGCAACGGGAAAGACUUGGUGGCAAAUACCCCCUAUCGCCAAAGUCACAUUAACGGGCAUCCUCCCGCCUGGUGUGACGGGGAAGGACGUCAUCGUGGCUCUCUGCGGUCUGUUUAACAACGAUGAGGUUCUGAACCACGCCAUCGAGUUCACCGGGUCCGAACAGACCAUACGCAGCAUCCCCGUCGACGACCGUCUUGCCAUAGCCAACAUGACCACCGAGUGGGGCGCCCUGAGCGGCCUGUUCCCUAUCGACUCGGUCCUACAGUCAUGGCUCCGUGCCAAGGCGACCACGUCGGCUAUGCUAGGCAAGGAAGGGGGUAACCGUGGCGUCUUCACACAUGAGAAAGUCGAGCAGCUCCUGGAGAAUCAGCUUACGGCCGACCCCGGCGCCACAUACGCCAAGUCUCUGUACCUCAACCUGUCGACCCUGUCCCCCUUCGUCUCGGGUCCUAACUCGGUCAAGGUGGCGAUGCCGCUGAAGGACCUCGAGGCCCAGAACAUCAAGCUCAACAAAGCUUACCUCGUGUCGUGCACCAACUCGCGCGCGUCUGACAUCGCCGCCGCCGCCCGGGUCUUCAGGGAGGCGUCCAAGGACGGCGUCCCCGCUAAGAUCGCCCCGGGCGUGAACUUCUACAUGGGUGCCGCGUCCACAGUCGAGCAGGAGGCGGCCGAGACGGCCGGCGACUGGCAGGUGCUGCUGGAGGCUGGCGCUCAGGCUCUGCCGGCGGGUUGCGGGCCGUGCAUCGGGCUCGGCACCGGCCUCCUGGAGCCCGGCGAGGUGGGCAUCAGCGCCAGCAACCGCAACUUCAAGGGCCGCAUGGGCUCGACCGACGCCAAGGCCUACCUCGCGAGCCCCGAGGUCGUGGCCGCCAGUGCGCUUCAGGGCAAGAUUGCCGGCCCCGGUUGGUACCAGAAGCCUGAGGGCGUGGAGAAGGUCAUCAUCGGCGAGGGCAACGGCGACUUCGAGCAAGACAAGGCCCUAAGCAUCGAGGAUGCGCUGGAGAAGAUCCUCGCCGAAGCCGAAAGCCUGAUAUCAACAUCCGAGCCCACCCUCGGCGGUGCUGAGGCUAGCGAGGCGCCGGCGGCGACGAACGACGACGCCCUGACCGAGAUCUUGCCCGGCUUCCCCGAGAAGGUGGAGGGCGAGAUCGUGUUCUGCGACGCGGACAACAUCAACACUGACGGCAUCUACCCGGGUAAGUACACGUACCAGGAUAACGUGUCGAUCGAGAAGAUGGCCGAGGUGUGCAUGGAGAACUACGACCCGGCCUUCGGCUCGGUCGCGCGCGAGGGCGACGUGCUGGUGGCGGGCUUCAACUUUGGCUGCGGCAGCUCGCGCGAGCAGGCGGCAACGGCGAUCCUGGCGCGCCGCAUCCCGCUCGUCGUGGCCGGCAGCUUCGGCAACAUCUUCAGCCGCAACAGCAUCAACAACGCCCUCAUGGGCGUCGAAGUGCCGCGCCUAGUCCAGAGGCUGCGCGAGAAGUUUGGCGGCGCUGACAAGGCGCUCACCCACCGCACCGGCUGGACCUUCCUCUGGGACGUCAGGCGGAGCAAGGUCACCGUCACCGAGGGCCCCGGCGGCGAGACGUGGAGUCAAAAGGUCGGCGAGCUGCCGCCCAAUGUCCAGGAGAUCAUCGCCCGCGGCGGCCUCGAGAAGUGGGUCAAGAGUCAGAUCAAGGCCUAGACCUGUUAUUAACCUCGUCUCAAACAUAAAGGAUGGUCGUCCAGGCGAUCUGGUUUCUGGUAUAUAGCAGACUUUUUUUUAUGGCAUAGAGCGUCAAAAGUUGGUUGGCUUUUACCAGGUUGGUAUGCUUUUUAUUCAUAUUUGUGACUGGUUUGACGAUGACAUUUCAUCAACGAGAACAUCUCCUUCCACAACUGCCAAUGUGGUCGGUCUAUUCUCCCUAAUAGCAAGAGCCCGGCGCUGUGCGGCUUUGACGGCUCGCUUGUGGCGGUUCCCACUGAUGUGCGUCUGCCACAGCUCCUCGGUGACCAGGGUGGCCCUGCACACGUCGCAGGUCCUAGCGCCCCACGUCACGCGGCGGCCGUUGACGGCCUCGAGGCUCGCGUGUAGCACAUCGGCCGCCGUGUUAGAUAGGCUCUCGGGCGCGGGCAGCGCGUCGCCCGCCAGGUACCUCUCCGCCACGGCGCGCGCCUUGUCCGCCACUUCGGCGGCCCAAGCGGUGCCGGUCCCCGCGUCGGUGCUAUCCACCAGGAACAGGUGCCCGAGCGCGCCCUCGCCCUGCAGCAGCGGGAGCGUCUUGUACGUGAUCCACCGGUUCUGGUGCUUGGCAUACCGCCGGGUUGCGCCCUUGACGGCCUCGACGCCCGAGCGUUUGAG